This is a messenger RNA of Astyanax mexicanus (Mexican tetra), 1689 nucleotides long. RefSeq names its product ankyrin repeat domain 67 (gene ankrd67). Bases 167 to 1441 code for a protein of 424 amino acids. Gene Ontology annotation, cellular component: cytoplasm. NCBI's taxonomy places the organism in Eukaryota, Metazoa, Chordata, Actinopteri, Characiformes, Acestrorhamphidae. The record is from RefSeq and is a predicted model, not a curated record. Gene Ontology annotation, molecular function: protein binding. The transcript has 5 exons.
GGGACACGAAAAACACGUCCAGGGUGGCAGCAGGCGGAGCGGACAGCGUUUCAGCUCGGUGAGGAGGGCAAGGUGUUCCAGAUCCUGUUUAACAGAUGACAGAGGGGAGAUGAUGGACCACCUGCUGCUGUAGCUGCUCUGAGAGAUAUAACUUGGUCGUGCAGGUAUGAUGGCGUUUGCUGGGCCUGAACUGCAGUGGAAGUGGACAGCGUUGCACGAUGCUGUAUCUCUGCAUGCUGUGGAGAGGAGGAUAAGGACGGCUGCAGCCGCUGCUGCUGUGAGCAGACAGUGGAGGCUCCACAGCCGACCCCGGCCCCAACACACAGUGCUGGAUGAGCGCAGGCUGCACCAUGCUGCCUGGGAGGGCUGUCUGGAGCAGGUGAAGACCCUGCUUGAACGAGGCAUUCCUGCUAACUGCCAAGACCCUCAUGGCUGGACAGCUGCCCACCACGCUGCUUUCCGAGGCCACCUGACGCUGCUCAGAUUUCUGCUGCAGGGUGGAGAGAUGGAGGUGAACUGCCGAGACUUCUUCAGCUGUACCCCGCUGCACCGCUCCUGCAUGGGGAGCAACACCGACACCACAGAGUACCUCCUCCAGAAGGGGGCGUCCCAUGAAGUGCGCUCCAGCUGUGGUCAGACCCCCCUGCACCUGGCAGCAGCUAGUGGUAACCUGGGCUCAGCACGGGCUCUGCUGCAGCACCUGGCUGCUCCUGACCCGCAGGACUUCCACAGGUGGACGCCGCUCCACUGGGCGGUUUUCGGGGGCUGGGGAGAUGUGGUGGAGCUCCUGCUGGAUAACGGGGCAGAUGUGGAAGGGGCCAGUGGUGGUGGGGUAACUCCGCUACAGCUAGCAGUAAUGGUGGGCAAUGAGCCGGGUGUGAGACUCCUGCUCCAUCGGGGGGCUGAUGCCAACCUCAGAGGCUCGGGUGGGCGCACAGCGCUGCAUCUGUGCGCCUGCUCAGCUGAGAAAAAGAUCCUGCAGCAUCUGCUAGCAGCUGGGGCUAAAGUGUGCGUUCGGGACGGGGAGCAGGCCGCUCCGCUACACCUGGCCGCCCUCGCCGGCUCCAGGGCGGUGGUCCACCUGCUGAUCCUGAACGGAGCCGGGCUGGAGGACAGGGACAGUCUGGAGAUGACCCCGCUGCACUACUCUACGCUGAAGGAUAACGAUGAAGCUGCUAAGCUCCUGCUGCAUUAUGGGGCACAGGUGGACGCUGCUGAGAGACUGGGGAGGACUGCGCUGCACCUGGCGGCAGAACGAGGCCACUGCAAGGUCCUCAGCGUUCUGCUGGAGAGCGGUGCAGACCUCUCACUCAGAACCAAGUGGAGGGAGACAGCGGAAGACGUGGCUAAAGUGCACGGGCAGUCCGGAUCCCUUCACCUGCUCCAGCAGCACAGCAAAGCUCCAGCCAAAGCACAAACUACAGGCCGUGAUACCACAUGACAGAGGGAGAGAGAGAGGGCAACAAACACCAGCCAGUGGGAGAGCUGGGUUUAGGGGGGAGUUUAAACACAGAAUCUACAGGGUUGUAAAAUGUCCAGAGAAUGUGUACUUUAGUGACAGUAUGGGUACUACGUUAAAAUCUUACUCAGUCAAAACUCAGUUAAAGGAAUUAUGGAGCCAUAAAUAUGCCUGACUGAAUAUCAGAAUAGAUCCAACUUUGAACACACUUGGAUUUAUAUAUAUAUAUA